This is a messenger RNA of Notolabrus celidotus (New Zealand spotty), 3792 nucleotides long. RefSeq names its product neuronal acetylcholine receptor subunit beta-2-like. NCBI's taxonomy places the organism in Eukaryota, Metazoa, Chordata, Actinopteri, Labriformes, Labridae. Bases 477 to 1985 code for a protein of 502 amino acids. Gene Ontology annotation, molecular function: transmembrane signaling receptor activity; acetylcholine-gated monoatomic cation-selective channel activity. The transcript has 6 exons. The record is from RefSeq and is a predicted model, not a curated record. Gene Ontology annotation, biological process: nervous system process; monoatomic ion transmembrane transport; regulation of membrane potential. Gene Ontology annotation, cellular component: neuron projection; synapse; postsynaptic membrane.
CUGACGCCCGUUGAGGGAGCACACUGGGCGGGCAGGUCGGUGUAAAGACCGGGACGCUUAAUCUUUCAUCUGGAGAAUGGCCGCUUCAGCGAUAACAGGAUUGGCGUAUCCACAAUAGUUUCUGACCCAUAUUGCCGGCAAAAAAAACACGUUGUUUUCAUCGUUCCAAAGAAUCAAGUGGGACUCUGUUCUGGACAGCCGGUUUCCGCUGCGCGCAAUCACAGCUCCAGGACCAGCGCUGGAGUCGGUGCGCUCUGGCAGAAAGCGUCCAGCCUCCUCAUUUCUGGGAUCAGACUGGAGUCAGUGUUCCUUUCCAUGCCUCCUAAUCUCAGAUGCCCUCCGUUUUUUGCGGGGAAACCGCUGUAAACCGGCCUGAGUUUUUCUUUUUUUCGCUCUUCACUUACUUUUCAUCGAGGGAGAAAUAGAGGAGAAACAGUGUAAGUUUUCGCGUGUGUCGAACUGGAGGGGAGGACGAGAUGGCAGCCCCGGUGAAAGCAGCAUUGGCUCUCCUGGUUCUCACCGUGGCAACUGCCUUGUGUGCGGAGGUAGAGGAGCGCCUGGUGAGUCACUUGUUGUCACCGGAGCGCUACAACAAGCUGAUCAGACCAGCUGUCAACAACAGCCAGCAGGUCACCAUUUACAUCCAGGUGUCCCUGGCCCAGCUGAUUAACGUGAAUGAGAGAGAGCAGAUCAUGACCACCAACUGUUGGCUCAGUCAGGUAUGGAAUGACUACAGAUUAAUGUGGGACCCAGAAGAGUACGAGGGAAUCAAGAAGAUCCGGCUCCCGUCACAACACAUCUGGCUACCAGACAUAGUUCUGUACAACAAUGCUGAUGGGACCUAUGAAGUGUCCUUCUACUCCAAUGCUGUGGUCUCCAACAACGGUGAGGUGAACUGGCUCCCACCAGCUAUCUACAAGUCAGCCUGCAAAAUCGAAGUUCGGGAUUUCCCUUUUGACCAGCAGAACUGCACCCUCAAGUUUCGCUCCUGGACUUAUGACCACACUGAGAUUGAUCUCAUACUCCUCAGUGAUUAUGCCUCACGGGAUGACUUCAAACCCAGCGGUGAGUGGGACAUUGUUUCGCUUCCUGGACGCAAGAAUGAGGAUCCCAAUGACAUCAGGUACCUUGAUAUCACCUAUGACUUUAUUAUCAAGAGAAAACCACUGUUCUAUACCAUCAACCUGAUCAUUCCCUGCAUCCUGAUCACAUCGCUGGCCAUUCUGGUUUUCUACCUCCCGUCAGACUGUGGUGAGAAGAUGACUCUCUGCAUCUCUGUUCUCUUGGCCCUGACUGUGUUUUUACUCCUUAUCUCAAAGAUUGUGCCACCCACUUCUUUAGCAGUGCCUCUGAUUGGGAAGUACCUGAUGUUUACAAUGGUACUUGUCACCUUCUCUAUCGUCACCAGCGUCUGUGUGCUCAACGUCCACCAUCGGUCCCCCAGUACACACACCAUGCCUCCUUGGGUCAAGCGCAUCUUCCUGUACCAGCUCCCCUCCUUCCUAUUUAUGCGCAGACCCGGUAGCUCCAACAUCCGAGAGAAGUUCCGGAAAAAGCACCAGCAGAAAUCCUUCUCUGACCAGAAGCUGUGUAGUGUAGAUGGAGGGACGGGGCCUCCUCUGGGAGUGGCCGAUUCGUCCUCAUCUUUCUUUGUGAAUGAGGAGUCAGCCAAACGCUAUGGCUGGAAGAUCAGUGACUUGUCAGAGAAUACAGAGUUUAGGAAGAGGAUGACACUCAAAAGCAAUAUUGAUGUGGAAGAUGCAGUGGAUGGAGUGCGCUACAUUGCUGACAAAAUGAAGGGCGAGGACGACGAUGAGGGGAUCAUCGAAGACUGGAAAUACGUGGCAAUGGUGAUUGAUCGUCUCUUCCUGUGGAUCUUUGUGUUCGUGUGUGUGGUUGGCACAUUGGGCCUCUUCAUGCAGCCUCUGUUCCAGAGUUACAAUACCCCCAUUGUUGAUGACAUUGAAUCUAACACUGAAACCUGAAGUUUGAUAACAACAUGAUCCAGACAUGAACUAUGACUCUCUCCUGAAAAAGAGCUCUGUCAACAUAUUCACACAUAAACUCACACGUCAGCCAUCCAGAACACGCUCACCGGGAAAUAGUAAUAACGCACUUUAGCCCUCUCCCAACACCUGUUCCCUUAUUUAAAAGCAACCCUUCUCUAUUCAGAUCCCAUGUUUUCCGCCAUCUUUUCCGUCACGUAUUUGUCAUUCACAGACAAACUUUAGUAUACUUAUUUAAGUCAACUUUAUCUAUAAUUCUGGUAUGCAACAACUUGGGUCUUGGAACAUGGUAGAAUUGCUGACUCCAAACCAAGGAGCCUCUGGGGCUGAAACAUGAAGCCACUGAAGUGCCAAAAUUUACAGUACCUUAAAGGCCACUUGAAGCAGGCUACAAAAGUUUAUCACAAAAGACUAGUUAUAAAAGACUCCAAUUUCAAAUGUGGAUCUUUACAGCAGGAUCAAGCAUGUAUACAGCUUGGUACAAAAAUAACAAGUUCAGUAUCUAGAGCUAAUUCUACCUUUCAUAGGAUCCAGCAGUUCAUUUUAUUCAACUCACCAUUUUAAAAAAUACAUGUGUUCAAACUAAUGCAUAAAUAAGGGCAUGUCAGCUUCAUUUUAGUGAAUUUGCAUUAUUUAAUUGACCUUCUGGUAUCUAUCUUUUGACCACAUAAGACAAAGACGCAAAACAGGGGGGACAAUGACUUGCAUCAAAGGUCUCUUGGCUAAAUGUAUAAUCCCAAGGGCUGAGUGCACCAGCUGGGCAUAGUCUGUGUGUAACCUUACGUUAGACUUAGAGCUGAAAGUUACAACCAACGUAAUGUUAUGCCCUGUGCACCAGUUAGACUUAAGCCCUGUUUGUGUUACACCAUGAUGUAACUGUUGUGCCAAGGAUGGAGUACACAUAAGCUUGUAAAAUCAGACUAGUCUGCAUUUUUAAGGUGAUAAAACCAGAAAAAAGUAAUGGUAAUAGAACUUGAAAGGAAAAUACUGUAUGAUGGUGGUGUGUCUUUUUCACAAGAUGGCAUUUAGGGGAGAUAGAGAAAGAGUGUACUCUGUGAUCAGACACUACUCAGACAAUGAGGUUUUGUUUUGGAAAGAAAGCCUUGUUUGAAAAAAUAGGUCUUCCCCUCAACUUAACUGUGGCAUGUGUGGGACAGAAACACAGUGAUGUCACUGCCCUGAUUGCGCUAAGUUUUUAUGCAAAUAAGGUUGUCAACUCUGAGUUGUCUAUGUAGUCCAUUCCUGUGAAAGUGUGGGAAUCCUCUCCAGAUAUGUCAAAGAGUGUGUUUACAUGGCCAUUAGUAUCCCAGUUUGAUCUGGUUUUGAAGAUUCCUUUUUUGUAUUUGUGCAUGUAAACUUCAUAUCCCAGAUUCAGAAACCUGAAGAAGCCCUUAUCCCAGUCUUGAGGAACACAUUUUUUUCUAGCUGGAGAAACCCAAAAGAAAAUGGGAUGCUGUGGCAUAAAUACGUUUCUGCCAGCUGCCAGCUACCUGCCCAGGCAUAGCCUCAGCCAAGUAACAUAUCAGUAAAACAAACGUGGUGCCAACAGCAGGAGCGUCUUACUUCUGGAGCAACAAAGAAACUAAGUUUUGAAUUUCGGCAAUGAAAGAAUUACAUAUAAUUGGAAGUUAAGCUAGGAGAGAGUGCCUACUGUCCCACGUGCGUACCCUCAUCCGUUGCUCCCCCGUCCUACAUGGUAGCAGUGACAGACAGAGGCUGUUUUCGAAACAGCCUGCUACAUACUACCUACUAAUGUAGUAGGCAGUAGGUAUUGCCUACUACAUAC